Molecule: messenger RNA, 4100 nt
Organism: Vicugna pacos (alpaca)
Lineage: Eukaryota; Metazoa; Chordata; Mammalia; Artiodactyla; Camelidae
Source: RefSeq, a predicted model, not a curated record
UGCCCCGUGUUUUUCCAUGGAGCACUGGUUCCUUUCAGUGGGGGAUGGUAAUCUUGGAGAAACCAAGAUGUUGGUGCUGUGUUCAUCGCCACGAGGACCUUGCAGUCCAGCUGGGGCGUGUGUCCAUCCCGUGUGUGGGCGUAGGGAGCUGCGGUGCAACCCGGGCCAGUUCGCCUGUCGCAGCGGUGCCAUCCAGUGCAUCCCCCUCCCCUGGCAGUGUGACGGCUGGGCGACUUGUGAGGAUGAGAGCGACGAAGCUGACUGUCCAGAAGUGACCGGGGAGUCGCGUCCUUACCAUGGGAAGGAGGCUGUGGACCCGAGGCAGGGGCGGGCUCGAGGCAGCGGCCCUACUUCCCACUUCCACGCCAUGAACGUGGCUCAGCCCGUCCGCUUCAGCAGUUUCCUAGGGAAGUGCCCGACAGGGUGGCACCACUACGAGGGCACGGCCAGCUGCUACCGCGUCUACCUGAGCGGGGAGAACUACUGGGAUGCAGCGCAGACCUGCCAACGUGUGAACGGGUCCCUUGCCACCUUCUCCACCGACCAGGAGCUGCGCUUCGUCCUGGCCCAGGAAUGGGACCAGCCCGAGCGGAGCUUUGCGUGGCAGGACCAGCACAAGUUGUGGGUCGGCUACCAGUACGUCAUCACGGGCCGGAACCGCUCUCUAGAAGGUCGCUGGGAGGUGGCCUUCAAAGGCUCUUCGGAGGUGCUCCUGCCCCCAGACCCAGUGUUUGCGGGGGCCGCGGCUGAGGGUGACGGCGUGUUCUGCGCACAGCUGCAGUGCUUCCACUUCCCCACUCUCCGCCACCACGACCUGCAUAGCUGGCGCGCCGAGAGCUGCCACGACAAGUCCUCGUUCCUGUGCAAGAGAAGUCAGACAUGUGUCGACAUCAAGGACAAUGUGGUGGACGAAGGCUUCUACUUCACCCCCAAAGGGGACGACCCCUGCCUGAGCUGCACCUGCCACGGCGGGGAGCCCGAGAUGUGCGUGGCUGCCCUGUGCGAGCGGCCCCAGGGCUGCCAGCAGUACCGCAAGGACCCCAAGGAGUGCUGCAAGUUCAUGUGCCUGGACCCAGACGGCAGCAGCCUGUUGGACUCCAUGGCCAGCGGGAUGCGUCUCAUUGUGAGCUGCGUCUCCUCCUUCCUCAUCCUGUCACUGCUGCUCUUCAUGGUCCACCGGCUGCGCCAGAGGCGCCGUGAGCGCAUCGAGUCCCUGAUUGGAGCGAACCUGCACCACUUCAACCUCGGCCGCAGGAUCCCUGGCUUCGAUUACGGCCCCGAUGGGUUCGGCACGGGCCUCACACCGCUGCACCUCUCUGAUGACGGUGAGGGUGGGGCCUUCCACUUCCACGACCCUCCCCCGCCCUACACUGCGUACAAGUGCCCGGACACUGGCCAGCCCGAUGACCCGCCGCCCCCCUACGAGGCCGCCAUCAACCCAGACGGUGUGUUCUACAACCCCGCAGAUGAUGAUGCCUUUGAGCCAGCAGUGGCAACCCCAUCAGCCACAGGGGAUGGCAGCGAUGACAGUGCAGCACCCCGACACCUGGAGCAGCCUCUGCCCGCCACCGGGGCCUCUCUGGCAGACCUAGAAGACUCGGCCAACAGCAGUAGUGCCCUGCUCGUGCCCCCCGACCCCGCCCAGAGUGGCAGUGCCCCCGCCGCAGAGGGGCUGCCGGGGGGCGGCCGGCACAGCCGAAGUUCCCUUAAUACUGUGGUGUAGAGGAUGGCCGGCUCAUGGCCCCAACGGGCGGGGAGCUCCUGUUUGCUGUCGAGAAAACCUUGAUCCCCGUGGGAGACUUGAAGGGCCCCUGAGCACGCCUGGCCCCUGCUACACUGCGCUGGCCCUUAGGGGGCCAGCCCCUGCCCCAAGGCUCCAUGCCGGCUUUGGAGACAUGCAUAGCUUUGGGUCACUGUCUUUUUCUUUUUAAAUGGCCGAAGAAUGACAAAAUUCAUGAGACCACAGAUGUCAGAAAUAGGGAAUGGAGAAGGCACUGUGGCUUUGGGCAGGGCCAGGUGGGGCCACACCGGCCCUCCUGGGAUGGUUUGCUGAUGUAGGCCCUCAGAGGACCCCAUGGCCACCGUGUGCACCCAGGCAGCAGGUGUCUGAGGACCAUCAGUGUGGUCUAGGUAGCAGCUCUGCUUCAGAGCAGAUGGACUUGGAGGUCUCUACAAGGGCUGCUGUGGGGAUGGCCCCUGGGUCCAGCUGUGAACAUCCUGGUACCCUGACCGGGGCUGGGAGCUGGCCUGUGGCUCUGGUGCCCGAGGCCUGAAGAGGGGAGCUUGGAAGGAGGUUGGACUCUGCACUCUUUCCAGCUGGGCUCCAUCGAGCCUAGUUCUGUGCCAGGAGACCCUGGCCCCACCCCAUGGCUUUCUCCCCAGCACCGCUGUGCAUGGCCCCCGGGUGCGCAUGAGUGUCUUGGGCCCUGGACCCCUGCCAGGGCUGGCUCAUGUCUACACCCCCCACUCCUGCUGAACCUGCCCCAGGGCCUGGCUUGCCCCCACCCCACCUUGUUUGUGCCAUAAAGGGUUGUUUGUUUCAAGGAGGGGUGGCUGACACCAACGUCCCAGGCUGUCCAUCUCCUGGGAAUCCACUUCUCACACCACCACCACCACUAAGCUGAUGCCCGGUGGUCACAUGUCGCCUCCCCAUCCUCAGCAUGGAGUGCUGGGGGCCCCCCGCUUGGGACCUUUUGACUGAGGGACCCUGUUGCCUGCUUCUGGGUGGUGGUCUUGUCUCCUGACCCAGGGCUUUUAGUGUUUCUGAGGUUUGGAGAUUAAGCGGGUUCUGUGCGAUUUUUAGCACUCCAUAUCUUUUCUACGUUGAACGUCUGGAUCUUUUCUUUUUUUGUGUGCGUGUGAGUCAUGUGCGUACCUGUCCAAGUGUUUGCAGGUGGUGACGGUACCCGGGGACUCGGCCAUGGGGCCUCCCUUCCAGGGAUGGCCAUGGCGUGUUGGGUGGCAUUGAGGUGUGGCCCUCAGCUGAGAGCACAGAGCCCUUCCCUGGCCCCUCACAGCCUUUCUGGACCAGCAGCAAGGAGAGGGUGACAAAGUGGGUGCUCUGGGGUGACAGGCCUUGGUGGUGCUGUCCAUUUCUAGGCACAUUCUCACUAUCUUCAGUUGGAAACCAUUUUGUUCUUCCCUGGGUGGGUUGUGGGUCUCAAGUGGCCCACAGACCUGGGCUUGGCCUCCAGGAGCCAGUGUGCUGGAGACAGGCCUCAGGCAGGCAGGCUGCAUGCCGAGCAGGGGCUGGUGCUGGAGAGCGGUCUCCCGGGCACACAUGCCCACACUGGCUGCUGAAGGCAAAGCAGGAAGCGUGUGGCGGCUCCAGCAUGCUUUGGACUCAGAGCAGCAGCCACAAGCCUUGUUGGUGCUGGGGAAGGGUCCUGAACACACCUGCUUUGGAGGCUGUACCCCAUGGGGGCCUGGCCGCAGCAGCUCAGGGCCCCUCCCAGCCCCUGUACCUCUGGCCCAGGCCUCAGAUCCAGGUGUACAGGGCAGGGCACAAAUGUGUGGGACUGGAGGACCUCUUUUGGGGACUGAAGGACUGCUGGGCCAGUCAGGUGUGUGGGAGGCACUGAGGGUGGCCUGAGGCAGACUGUGGGGGGUGGGGGGCUGUUUCUGUACUGGCCAGGGUUCAGUCCAGGGUGGCUCAGCCCACUGGUGUCCUUGGGCUGGACAGGAGGCCUGUGGGCAGUGCUGCUGCAGGCCCUGCCUGCUGGCCACUGUGUCUCCAUAGCUGGUGGAGCAAGGCAGCCCGCCCCCCGCCAGUGCUUGGUAAGAUCUGAUUGUUCCCCGUGGUCGGAUGAGUCCUGAGACCAGCCCUGGUGGAGACCUUUGUGCUCCUGGUAGGGACGGGCAUGCUGGACCCCUAAAGGGACAGGCAAGCUCUUGGGAGGGGCCUCCUGCCCCGAGACCUGACCUGCCUGGUGGAGGUGGGUGUCGAUACUGUACAUUGUCUCAAUGCCUGUUUUUUAUGUUUUCCUUUCACUGAGGGUUUUUAGUUUGGGUUAAUUUUUGGUUGGGUUGGCACUAAUUCUUUUCUUAAGAUGCUGUGAGAACCAUUUCAUCCAAAUGCCAAAUAAAUUUGUGUUCUGGAA